This is a messenger RNA of Prunus armeniaca (apricot), 1632 nucleotides long. The record is from the annotation of a GenBank genome assembly. NCBI's taxonomy places the organism in Eukaryota, Viridiplantae, Streptophyta, Magnoliopsida, Rosales, Rosaceae.
AUGGGAGUCGUAAAAGAUGGCAGCACCACCACCGGGUUUCUCCCUAGCAGUGAAGUUUUUGCCAUCCACUAUCCUGGUUAUCCUUCAUCCAUGUCCCGUGCCAUUGAGACACUUGGUGGGACCCAAGGAAUUCGUAAGGCUCAUAGUUCACAGUCAAACAGGCUGGAACUUCAUUUCCGGCACCAAGAACCAUAUUCACAUCCUGCCUUUGGAGACCUUCGUCCUUGCAACAACUUGUUGCUUAAAAUAUCCAAAACUAUGUCUAAUGCUGGACAGACUCAACCCCAAAGUGAAUUACUUGCCAGCAAACAAGAUGAAGUGCAGAUACCUGAAAAUGACCAAGUACAUUUUGAUAUUGUUGCUCGUGUCCCAGAGGCUUAUCACUUUGAUGGAAUGGUUGACUAUCAGCAUGUUGUUCCUGUUCAUGCUGAUGUUGCACGGAAGAAAAAGAGAAAUUGGAUCGAAAUUAAGGAUCCACACUCUGAUAAGGGUGGUCUUAUGGAUAUUGAUCAGGAGGAUGCGAUGAUUCUGCUACCCCAACUCUUUGCACCUAAGGAUGUGCCCGAUAAUUUAGUGUUGAAACCAUCAGUGACAUUGAGUGCAAAAAAGAAUCAAGAAGAACCUGUGCAACACCAAUGGGAGAUUCCUAAGAGAACGAAUUGGGAGGAAUAUAUACCCCAAGGCUCAGAUCAGUGGAAGUCACAGAUGGCCGUGUCUCAGCUGUUUGAUGAGCGGCCUGUAUGGCCAAAGGAUUCACUAACUGAACGUUUGGUUGAUAAGGGCUUCAACUUUUCAGAUCAUCUACUCAGAAGGCUUCUUUCUAGAGUUGCAUACUACUUUUCACGUGGACCAUUUCUCAGGUUCUGGAUAAAAAAAGGAUAUGAUCCUCGCAAGGAUCCUGAUUCUCGAAUAUUUCAGAAAAUUGAUUUUCGAGUCAGACCACCAUUACAGAGUUACUGUGAUGCUAAUUCAGCCAAUCAACUAAAGCAUAGGUGGGAGGAUAUUUGUGCAUUUCGAGUGUUUCCUUACAAGUGCCAUACAACAUUGCAACUAUUUGAACUUGGUGAUGAUUACAUUCAAGAACAGAUAAGAAAACCUCCAGCCCAGACGACUUGCUCUUCUGAGACAGGAUGGUUUUCAUAUAACAUGCUUGAAAACUUGAAGGAUUGUGUUAAAGUGAGGUUCCUAUCUGUAUUCCCAGAACCUGGUGCGGAGCCCUUGCUAAAAGCUGCUACUGAAAGCUUCAAAAAGUCCAAGAAGAUGUGCAGUAAUGACAAAUUAAUGCGUGAUGAAGUGGGACACCCACAGGCCAAAGCAGGAUAUGAAGAUGUUGAGGAACCCAACAAUGUUGAGGAAGAGGAGAAAGAUGAAAUUGGGGUUAAUAAUGGUGAAGAGGCAUUAGAUACAGAUGAUGGACUUGAUGUGGCUGAGGAUGGUGAAAUUUCUCUGCAGUCACAUUCAUAUCUUAACAUGGAUAAUAUCUCAAGAACCCAUUUACAGGAGCUUUUUGGUAGUUUUCCAUCUCCUGAAGCAGGGGGUGAUAGAAUACAAGCUGCAUAUACGAGUGAUGAAGAAUACCAGAUUUAUGAGCAAGAUAGUGAUGACAACUUCUCUGAUGAAAAUGAUUGCUAA